CUUUGCAGUGACGUACUGUGCAAAACAAAGCACUGCACACUUCCUGAAAACAUCAUUCAAUGUGAACGCAGAAUUCCAGAGCCUAGGGCAGAACAAAGACAGCAAUCAAAGCUAGUAGGAGAAGACUGCUCUUUCAGUAUAUCCUGAAAAACAGACUUUUGCAACUGAAAAAAUGCCUCCACCUCGUGUAAUCAAGAAAGCCAAGAAUGAAUCCGCCGCAAAUGAAAACACGGGCACUCUCGACGACCCUGUGAAAUUCUUGGAUCAGGACUACCAGCAGUUAAAGAAAAGCUGCUUCGCCAAUAAAACAAGAUUUGUUGAUGAACAGUUCCCUCCAGACGGCAGCUCCAUUGACCCACAGAAGAAACUUAAAUUAGAUCUGAACCAAAUCGAGUGGUUGAGACCAUCAAAAAUAGUGUCAGACCCUCAGCUCAUUGUACAGGGGGUGUCCAGGUUUGACUACUCCCAAGGAUCUUAUUUAGGAAACUGCUGGUUUCUAGCUUCGGUUGGGGCUUUAACAUUUCAGAAGGACAUCGUGGACCAGGUCAUGCCAGCUGACCAGUCAUUUGGUAAAGAUUAUGCAGGGAUAUUCCACUUCAGA
Messenger RNA from Puntigrus tetrazona (Sumatra barb), 601 nucleotides. RefSeq names its product calpain-1 catalytic subunit-like. The transcript is spliced from 4 exons. NCBI's taxonomy places the organism in Eukaryota, Metazoa, Chordata, Actinopteri, Cypriniformes, Cyprinidae. Gene Ontology annotation, molecular function: calcium-dependent cysteine-type endopeptidase activity. The record is from RefSeq and is a predicted model, not a curated record. The annotation marks the transcript as partial. Gene Ontology annotation, cellular component: cytoplasm. Gene Ontology annotation, biological process: proteolysis.